Messenger RNA from Gigantopelta aegis, 2333 nucleotides. Its product is annotated as probable beta-D-xylosidase 7. Gene Ontology annotation, cellular component: plant-type cell wall. The coding region runs from base 69 to 2312 and encodes 747 amino acids. Gene Ontology annotation, biological process: arabinan catabolic process; xylan catabolic process. Gene Ontology annotation, molecular function: alpha-L-arabinofuranosidase activity; xylan 1,4-beta-xylosidase activity. The record is from RefSeq and is a predicted model, not a curated record. NCBI's taxonomy places the organism in Eukaryota, Metazoa, Mollusca, Gastropoda, Neomphalida, Peltospiridae. The transcript has 12 exons.
GUUAUAGUCUGAUAUUGCAACAGUUCUUCGUAGACACAUGGUGAAAUAUCGGAUAAUUUUCACAAGAAAUGGGCAUUAUUAGUAAUUCGGUGAAAAUCUGUAUAGCAAUAGCAUUGAUGUCGGGGACAAAUGUGGCUGACUAUCCAUUCCGUAACACAUCAUUGCCAUGGAAAGACAGAGUAGAUGACUUAGUGAGUCGGCUCACUGUGGAGGAAAUUAAGGAACAGAUGUCACGUGCAGGAGAGGGACCAAAAGGGGGCCCAGCUCCUGCCAUUCCUCGUCUUGGAAUCAAGCCAUAUUCCUGGGAUACCGAAUGCUUACGAGGUGACGCCUUUGCCGCAGGAAACGCGACAGCAUUCCCACAAGCCUUGGGUCUAGCUGCGACGUUUAGCUCCUCUGUGAUAUUCAGUGUAGCUAAAGCAGUGGGUACCGAGAUUCGAGCAAAGAACAACGACUACGUUAAGAGAGGCAUGUACGGAGACUACAUGGGCAUUAGCUGCUUCAGUCCUGUCAUCAACAUCAUGCGAGAUCCCAGGUGGGGUCGCAACCAGGAAACCUACGGUGAAGAUCCUAUUCUGAGUGGAAUGUUAGCAGAAAGUUUCGUGAAGGGUCUCCAGGGAAACAACUCCAGGUUCAUCCGGGCCAAUGCCGGCUGUAAACACUUCGACGUGCACGGGGGACCCGAGAAUAUUCCUGUGUCUAGGUUCUCGUUUGAUGCCAAGGUGUCUGAACGUGACUGGAGGACGACGUUCUUACCACAGUUCAAGGCGUGUGUUAAGGCUGGGACAUACAGUCUGAUGUGUAGUUACAACAGCAUCAACGGAGUGCCUUCCUGUGCAAACAGCGAACUUCUGACGAAAAUCCUGCGAUAUGAGUGGAAUUUCACUGGUUACGUCGUCAGCGACGAGUCUGCGGUAGAGAACAUCAUCAGCCAGCACCACUACCUGAACACUGCAGCGGAGACGGCAGCGGCGUGCAUCAAUGCUGGGUGUAGUCUGGAAGUCACGUCCAACGAUGCCGACCCCGUCUUCUAUUCAAUGAUUGACGCCAUCAAACAAGGUAUUCUGACUGAAGACGUAGUUCGAGAUCGCGUCAAGCCGCUGUUCUACACGAGGAUGAGGCUGGGGGAGUUUGAUCCACCCGACGACAAUCCAUACACCAAACUGGAUCUGUCAGUCGUACAGAGCAAAGCGCAUCAGGAACUGGCUCUUAAAGCAGCCAUGCAGUCAUUUGUCUUGCUGAAAAACAAGAAUGGGUUUCUUCCGCUCAAGAAAACAGUGUAUGACAAAAUAGCUAUUAUUGGCCCGAUGGCUAAUAAUAUUAAACAGCAGUUUGGAGACUACACCUCACCUAUUAACCCAGCGGUGACGACGACGCCAUUACAGAGCCUGAGUGAACUUGGGAAGGACGUCCACUACGCUGCUGGUUGUGAUUCUAACGCUUGCACCCAAUACAACUCACGCGACAUCCAAAAGGCGGUGACUGAAGUCGAAGUGAUAUUUGCAUGUCUUGGAACAGGUGAAAUUCUGGAAAGAGAACAGUUCGAUCGAGCUGAUCUGGAAUGGCCAGGAAAACAACUUCAAGUUCUUCAAGACGCUGUCAAAUACGGUAAAGGAGCACCACUGGUUGUGUUUCUGUUCAACGCCGGACCUCUGAACUUAACUUGGGCCUACAACAACGAUGACGUGAGCGCCAUGUUUGAAGUGUUCUUCCCGGCUCAGGCGACUGGCGAGGCGAUGCGGAGAAUUCUCAUCAACCAACAAGAUGGCGACGUUCCGGCUGGAAGACUUCCCAACACGUGGCCCAAAUACAUCGAAGACGUACCCCCUAUCACAGACUACACGAUGGAAGGAAGGACGUAUCGCUAUUUUAAAGGAGAGGUCUACUACCCAUUUGGCUUCGGCUUGUCGUAUACAACCUUUAAAUACGUUGCUAUGAUAUAUCCCGUUCUCGUGAAGGCCGGGCAGAACAUGUCUGUGUCGAUCGUGGUUAAAAACACUGGGAACUAUGACGCUGACGAGGUAGUCCAAGUCUACAUCUGGUGGCAAAAAGCAUCUGUACCUGUUCCUCAGUUACAACUGGUUUAUGUCGAUCGAGUCAGAAUUACCAGACGGAAAUCUGUCGAUGUAGAGUUUACCAUCCCAGCUGAGAGACUGGCGGUGUGGCACGAUGCAAUGGGAUGGGUCAUAGAAGAAGGUUCUUAUGGUAUCUCCUGUGGUGGACAACAACCGAACCAGAAGGUGAAGGUCAAUUCUAACGUGAUUACCGGAGAGUUCACAGUUACUGGAACAGCCUUCUUGGGAAUGUCCUAAAAUGUGGACGAAACCUGUUCA